Messenger RNA from Gadus morhua (Atlantic cod), 1832 nucleotides. RefSeq lists its product as uncharacterized. The record is from RefSeq and is a predicted model, not a curated record. Lineage: Eukaryota; Metazoa; Chordata; Actinopteri; Gadiformes; Gadidae. The transcript has 7 exons. Bases 183 to 1022 code for a protein of 279 amino acids.
GAGCCCCACUCAGACCACACAGACACACGCUGCUUCGCGAGACGGGAAGAACCACUCACACCCACACCCACUCACCCACACUCACUCACUCACUCACUCACUCACUCACUCGCACACACACACACACACACACACACACUCAGUGUAGAAUCGGCUAAACUGGACCCCAUUCACCACCAACCAUGAGGAUCAGGAUUCCAACGCGUCUGAGGUCCCCCGACCGGCUGACCUCCGUCCUGCUGCUGGAGCUGAUGGUCUCCUGGGCGCGGGCCGGAGCCCCGCCCCCGGUGGUGGUGUGUGCGGUGGGGGGGCGGGCCCUGCUCCCCUGCAGCUGGGAGGAGGGCGGGGCCCACGUGGAGUGGCGGAGCCGCGCGCCGCUGGAGACGGUCUACGAGAGGUGGGGCGAGCAGACGUGGGCGGCGCCCGGGUUCCAGGGGCGGCUGGCCAUGGAACCCGGGGCGCUGGCGGCGGGGGACUGCUCCCUGGAGCUGCUGGACGCCCAGCUGCUGGACGGCGGCGAGUACGACUCCUACGGGCUGCAGGGCGGCGGGCGGCUGGUCCGCCGCGUCCCGCUGCACAGCGUGCGCCUCAGCGUGCACGACCAUAAGCUCCAGAGGUCGGUGAGCGUUGGAGAGGACCUGACCCUGGAGCUCAUCACCCCCCAGGCCCAGAGGGUGGUGUUCCAGGAGAGGAACGGCUCCAGCUGGGGUCUGCUGUGGCAGAGAGGGGGGGCGGAGUCCCCCCGGCUGAGGAGGGUCCCGGGCCGGGAGGAGCUGGUGCUGACCCACCCCACCCCCGAGGACCAGGGCUUCUACAAGGUCCUGGACGGGCACGGGCUGGCCGUCAGCACCCUGCUGCUCAGCGUACGAGAGUCCCUCCCGGUACCAGAGCCCCACCAGGACUACAGGGAACACAACUCUCCUGUCGGCAGCACAGCUGUCGGGCCUCGCCCGCCCGGCUGUAUCCCUCUCUCUCUGCUCCUGUGGACGUGUGCGUUGGCCUCCGGGCUGACUCGGUCCUGAGAUGGACUGCUGUGUAGUUUGAACCAUAGAUUCAUUAUAUAGAACACGGUCUCCUCCGCGCUGCUGGCCAAUGGAGCCGAACGUCACCACUGGCGGCCAUCUUGCCACAGUCAGCUGCUCGCCCAUAACGUUGUUGAUAGGGGUACAUUUUAAAAUGAGCAUAACUUGUUACAUUUUCAACCGAUUUCCAAACGGUUUGGUUUGUUAUAAACGUCAGAGAUGUAGUUAUUACAAUGCAUACUCAUGAACGAUUAUGUUAGGUUCCAAAAUGAUAGAAUGUUCUAAAAUAGGUAAAAGAUUAUAACCACGUUAAUAACGUUUGUAACAAACCAAACCGUUUGUAAAUCCGUCAAGAUUUCAGCGAGAUGAGAGUUAAUAGCGUUUGUGCAGAUCACUGACUGACCAGAUUCCACCAGAAAGCGUGCCUGUGGUAAGAUUGCCACCUGUGAUGACGUUCUAGACGCCGGCGUAAGACAUCUACUGUUCUGUAUGUAUCUAUGGUUUGAACCCUGUGUGUAGCCGUCUACUGACCAUGGCCGUGUGACUAGGUUGUGUUGUAGUUUCACUGGAUAUUCUUAACAAUGUUGAUGUAAAGUCUUUGUAGAACAGCUGAAGGGGUUCAGCCUCACUAAGCUGUUGUUACUGUCUCAAUAAAUGUCAAAUUAAUACAUUUUCCUCAUUAUGAGUGUUCUCCCCAAAACAAACAGAAUUGAAUGUCUAUAAAAAGCACUUUAUACAGUAAAUGCACUUUACUAUCAUUAUCCUCACUAUUAUCAUUAUUAAGAUGAAUAAAUAUAGAAUGAAUCAUUA